AUGUACCACAAUAACUCGUCGCUGUCUUCCCUCGGGUCUAGAUUGUCUCAUUCAUCGUCUUCCAACAAAAAGGACAAAGAGUUGCCACCCAUACCUCCUGUAUCAGAGGUACCGGCCUCCAACGACCCCAUUCUUCAGUCCAAGACAUUGAAGAGAAAGAACUUCAAGAAGUUGAGCUUAACUUCAGAGAAGCAGACGAGCAGCUCCACGCCUGUAUUGGCAAGCCAGGUCGUCGCAGAGAAUGAAUCUUUAGGAUUGUACUCACUGCUGUCGUUGACAGAGAAGAGAAAUAGACUCAGGCCCGAUAAGUUGGUGGACUUCAGCUUGGAUCUUGGUAAGAACUCCACCUCUUCUACGCAGCCGUCGCCCCGCCAAACUUCGAUAGCGCAUCAGUUCUCCAACCUUGAUUUGAAGUCAGGGUCGGCCUCUGCACACCAAUCACAAACCUCAUUAACUUCUGCAUCUAAUAACAUCAACAACAGUAGUCAUAGUAUAUCUGCAUCUGCAUCUGGAUCCACGACCACGCCCCAGUUUGUUGCCAGGAAGCGACAGACGGUUAUCUCGUCCAUUUCGCCUACGAAAUCUAUAACAUCUAUUCCUUCUUCAAUAUCCUCAGCAAACUCAGCAUCUGCACAGAAACUUUCAUUCAACAUCGAAUCCAGCCCCUUGCUUGAAGAUUCAGGUAUUGCGUCGUCACCACUUCUGACCACAUCUACGUUGAAGUUGAAUAAUGCAGAUCUCAUCACAUUGAAAGACUUGGGUUCAGGGAACUCGGGGAUAGUCUCCAAGAUUUUACAUGUGCCCUCGCAAAAGAUCAUGGCUAAGAAGAUUAUUCAUAUUGAUCUGAAGUCUAUAGUGCAGACGCAGAUUAUUAGGGAGUUGAGGAUUCUCCAUGAAUGCCAGUCUCCCUUUAUCAUUGAAUUCUAUGGUGCUUUCAUCCACAACAACAACACCAUAGUGUUGUGUAUGGAAUACUGCAACUGUGGAUCUCUUGACAAGAUCCUUCAGCUUUGUGAUUCCAAACAAUUCCCUACAUAUGUCCUUAAGAAGUUGACGUACGUGAUGUUGAGUGGGUUGAGUUAUCUUUUCAAAACCCACAAGAUUGUGCAUAGAGACAUCAAGCCGCAGAAUGUUUUGAUGAAUCACAAGGGUGAGUUCAAAUUAUGUGAUUUUGGGGUCCUGAGAGAAUUAAAGACCUUGGGGAUGGCCGAUACCUUUGUAGGUACUUCGUACUACAUGUCUCCUGAGAGAAUUCAAGGUGGUAACUAUGGUAUCAAAAGUGAUGUAUGGUCUAUAGGGAUUAUGUUGAUAGAAUUGGCAAGUGGUAAUCAAGUGUGGCAUGACGAUGACGAAGAUGACGAGGAUAGUGAGAACAAGAAGGAUGGCGAAGAAGGAAUCCGAGGAGGAGGUCCGAAAUGCCCUGAAGGUAUAUUAGACUUAUUACAGAGAAUUGUCAACGAAAAUCCACCAAGCUUGACCGCAAAGAAGAACCCUGUGACCAAAGAAGGAUACGAUACCCAACUUUGUAAGUUGAUCGAUUCAUGUUUGAUCAAGGACGAUGAAUUGAGAAAGUCUCCAUGGGAAGUGUUGGACGACGACUUCUUGGACGGAGUGGAAAACGGCACGUACGACAAGGAUGUGAAAAGCUGGGCAAAAAAGAUCAGAAAGCUUCACAAGAACAAAGACGAUAAAAAAAAGGCGUAA
Messenger RNA from Dujonia railenensis, 1704 nucleotides. The record is from the annotation of a GenBank genome assembly. Lineage: Eukaryota; Fungi; Ascomycota; Pichiomycetes; Serinales; Debaryomycetaceae.